UCUCGAUCGGUGAAUUACAUUUUUGUUUCAUCGUCCCGCAAUCCCGAAAUAACGGAUUUGUUGAAGCGUAAACUUGCGAAAAAUCUUCCGCGAGGAUGGCGUUAGGCAAAAGUUCGGGACCGCAGCUGGAGAAGCAAAUCGGUUGCAUCAAGUUCACAAUCUUUUGUCUGAACACAAUCGUAUGGAUUCUCGGUUGUGCGAUGUUCGUGCUGUCGAUUUGGAUGCGAUUCGAACCAAUGCUCGAAGAAUGGGUCGAGUUUCUGAAUAUGUAUGAAUUUUACAUCGGAAUUUACGUUCUUAUUUUUACUUCCGUUGUUGUCAUGGCUAUUGCUUUCAUCGGUUGCGCCGCAGCUCUUAUGGAGAACAUACUGGCUCUAUUUAUUCACGUAGGUCUUCAAGUGCUUUCUUUCAUCUGCGGUCUAGCUGGAGUUUCUGUUAUACUCGAUUACUCAACGUAUGACAGUCAGAUUCAACCAAUUAUUGCGCGGUCUAUGUACACUCUCAUUAGUAACUCCCACGAGGAAAUGGCCAGUCGCAUUCUCAGACUAAUUCAGGAAACUAUCGGAUGCUGCGGUGCUAAUGGACCAAGAGACUACAUACGAUUGCGUAAACCGUUACCGACUGAAUGCCGAGAUACCGUUACCGGAAAUGCCUUCCACCACGGUUGCGUCGACGAACUGUCUUGGUUUUUGGAGGGAAAAACCGCAUGGCUUGCUGGUUUGGGGAUGAUGUUGUGUUUUCUUAACGUGAUUAUAGCUGUACUAACGUUAACGCUAAUACGAGCAAUCAAGAAAGAAGAGGACUCCAUGCCCUUCAAGCGUUAGAUGUUAUAUGAUCGUAAUUUUCUUUGUCACAGGUAAAUAUAAAUAUAGUAAUAGGUAUAGUAAUUAGUAUAAUAAUAGGUGUAGUGAUAGGUACGGUAAUAGGUAUCGUAAUUUAAAUGGUUUUAUAAACUAAAACGUAUCAAUUUCACAUCUAAAGUGUUUUUCUAAAGUUUUUUUUCAACGCAUCGCGAACUUAUCUUCACUCAUUUACGGUUUUGUACUUUUUUAUUCUUCAUGUAGGAUAACCAAAUAUAUACAUUAUAUCCGUACACAGAACAAAAACUCCACUAGAUAUCUAUUAAAUAUCGUAUAGAGCUGUUAACAUCUAAUGGACGUUAAAUGGAGUUUUUAUUCUGUGUUAUUUAUUCCGAUGUUUAAAACUUAUUGACUUUUUCUAAGUGUCACUGUUGUCUAUGAUUACUUUUUAUUUGACAUUAGUAGAAAGUUAAUAUGGACUUUUAUUAUUGUUUUUUAUUUUUUAGAGUUUUUUUAUUGUCAUUCUUUAAAACAUAUUGGCAGAUCUUUAAAAUGCCAAUUAUUGUUUUAUUCUACAACCUGCAUAUUUAUAUGCG
Messenger RNA from Pseudomyrmex gracilis, 1396 nucleotides. It is a transcript of the gene Tsp2A, whose product is annotated as tetraspanin-2A. Lineage: Eukaryota; Metazoa; Arthropoda; Insecta; Hymenoptera; Formicidae. The record is from RefSeq and is a predicted model, not a curated record. Bases 96 to 824 code for a protein of 242 amino acids. Gene Ontology annotation, cellular component: membrane. The transcript has 5 exons.